Messenger RNA from Taeniopygia guttata (zebra finch), 428 nucleotides. NCBI's taxonomy places the organism in Eukaryota, Metazoa, Chordata, Aves, Passeriformes, Estrildidae. The record is from RefSeq and is a predicted model, not a curated record.
GGGCGGCCGCGGAGCCCCCCGAGCCCCCUCCCCAGAGUCGGGGGGCGGCCGCGGAGCCCCCGCGCCCCCCGCCCGCCGAGCGGCUGCUGCGGAGCGGCCCCGACCCGGUGCUGGUGCGGAGAGCGGCGGCGGCGGCGGCGGCGGGCCGGUACCGGUGCCUGAUGCGGGGCCCCGGCGGGCGGGCGGGCUCGGAGCUGCGCUUCAACGUCAGCGUUCUGCCCCGGCCGAGGGUCCCCGGCGCGGCCCCGCCCCCCCCCGCCGCCCCCCCCGGGGGGCUCCCCCCGGCCGCUGUCGCCGCUAUCGCCGUCACGACUAUCGCGACAGCGCUGGUGGCCGCGGGCAUCGCCUGGUUCUGCUUCCGGCGCGCGGGGCCGCGACCCCCCCCCAAUAACGGACCCGCGACCCCCCCCCAAUAAAGGACCCGCGGG